Messenger RNA from Pieris rapae (cabbage white), 2891 nucleotides. RefSeq names its product putative inorganic phosphate cotransporter. The record is from RefSeq and is a predicted model, not a curated record. Lineage: Eukaryota; Metazoa; Arthropoda; Insecta; Lepidoptera; Pieridae. The transcript is spliced from 11 exons. Gene Ontology annotation, cellular component: plasma membrane. Gene Ontology annotation, molecular function: transmembrane transporter activity. Gene Ontology annotation, biological process: transmembrane transport; monoatomic anion transport. Bases 42 to 1562 code for a protein of 506 amino acids.
AAUGCUGAAAUUAGUUUCCUUGUUUUCGCGAGUAACGUACAAUGGUGGUUAAUUAUAUGAAUGUGACUAAAAAUAAUAUUCGUCGAAGAUCUUCGAAGGGCAUGAACAAAGUUUUCGUAAAUCAAAAUUCUUAUCGUCAUAUUGAUGUAGAGUCCUCCUUCGGGAUGCGGCAUGUGGUCAUAUUUUUACUGUUCCUGUCGACAGUAACCUCGUAUGCUACUAGAGUCAGCAUGAGUCUUGCCAUUGUCGCCAUGACCAAACCUAACGAGCAUGGCUUUCCGGUAUUCGAAUGGGAGCAAAGCAUACGAGACACAAUUCUAUCAUCAUUCUUCUGGGGCUACAUCGUACUUCAAAUACCAGCUGGUCUACUCGCUGGCAGAUUUGGCGGCAAAAUGCUAAUCUUUGUGUCUAUGAUUAUUACUGGUGUAGUCAAUUUGUUUACACCCUUGAUGGCAACUCAGGGUGAUUGGAUAGCGGUGUGCGCAUGUAGAAUUCUGAUGGGUCUUGCGCAGGGUCUAUUGUAUCCAAGCAUCCAUGGUGUCAUAGGACAAUGGGCACCUUUGUCUGAGAGAAGUCGUAUGGGAACCAUUGUAUAUUCGGGUUCCCAGUUAGGAACAAUCAUAGAGAUGGUGAUAGCUGGGUGGUUGUCAGAGACCAAAUGGGGCUGGCCAUCUGUUUUUUAUGUAGCUGGUAUCACCUGCCUUGUCUUCUCUGUACUUUGGUUCGUCUUUGGAGCCUCAACUCCUGGAACCAGCCGUUGGAUAUCCAAAGAAGAAAGAAAGUUCAUUGAGCUAAGUGCUGGCGCGGCUGACAUAAAUGAACAAAAGAAAGUGGCAACACCAUGGAAAAAAAUCUGGACUUCGCUGCCAUUCUGGGCGAUACUCCUGGCUCAUUGUGGGCAAAGUCUUGGUUUCUGGACACUUCUUACUGAAAUGCCUUCGUAUAUGGAUAAAGUACUGGGUGUCGCUAUAAAAGACAACGGUAUCUACUCCGCCCUUCCAUACUUGGCUAUGUACAUCUUGAGUUUCGUGUUCAGUUGGUCUGCAGACUUCAUGAUUAACAGGAAUAUUCUAUCUAAUGGAACUAUUAGAAAAAUCUUCAACACUAUUUCUUUCUGGGGACCCGCAGCAGCUCUUCUAGGUCUCUGCUACAUACCAGCAGGUCAUGUUCCUUUGGCAGUCGCGAUGUUGACAGUCACUGUUGGACUGAAUGGAGCACAUUAUGUCGGGUUCUUGAUCUCCCAUAUCGAUCUAUCACCGAACUUCGCGAGUACACUAAUGGGUAUAACCAAUGGCUGUGGUAAUAUCUUCUCCAUCAUGGCGCCUCUGAGCGUCACCCUUGUUGUUCAGGAUGAACACUCUGCAUCGGAAUGGCGAAAAGUUUUCUUUAUCUCCAUUGCCCUGUACUUCCUCAGCAAUCUAUUCUUCAUACUCUUUUACACUGGGACUGUGCAGCCAUGGAAUGAACCUAAAAUUAAGAGUUCUAUCGAGGAGGGCAUCAAAGAAAAGCAAAGCGAUAAGACUGCAACGGAAUUGGAGAAGGUUGAAGAUAAAAAGUUUUAAAUGGAGUUUAUAAAAUGCUUUAAACUAGUCAUAUUGUACAAAGAUCGAACCACAGGUAUUUUUUGUUAAGACUGUACUUAGAUGACAUUUUAUUAAAACCGAAUUAUAGCUACCGCUGACGUUGUUAGAAAUACGAGUCGUUAUUGUUACGAGCAUUUUGCUUCAAUUACGUUCAGUAUUUUAUAUAUAGAAACCGUGUGUUAAUAACAUUUUACAAGAGUUUUGCAAUUUGUUAAAUAUUAUUUCAUAAAUAAGGCUGUGUCAUAAAUGUAACAUCGUAAAGGUCCGAUUAUGUAACGAUUUCGAUGGUAAUCGGUAAGUAUAGUACAUAAUUCAAGUAAAUAGAUUAAUAGAAAUGUGUCCCUUCCAACAUUAUGGGCUAAAAGAUUUCUGUGUCUCUAAUUAUAGCUGAUUGACCUUUUAUAUUUAGUUCAUAAUACAUUUGUCAAUGAGACAAAUACCGCACAAUAGAGUUGCUAAGAUAGUAGCAAUCCGAAUCCUAUGGGUUCAAUUCAAAGAAGUCAAUUAAAAAAGAUUUGUUGCAUUAUUGUUAUUUAAAGUAUUUUAUUUAAAAGUGUAAUUUAUAAAAUCUGUGAUGAGUGUGCAAUAGUUGUAAUAUUUGUUGUUGUAGAAACUUAAUAGAUGUAUUUAAUAAUUAAUUUAUGCGUUUGUUUGUUAACUAUCAAAUUGUUAAUAACACUCACCCAAGUGUUUCUACGGAAGUUUUACGACAGAAUAUAAACUACUUUUUAGUUCUACGCACAUAAUAUCCAGAGGUAAUAUUAUUUAUUUAAUUGAAAUGAAUAUGAAAUAUAGCUAAGCAACUGUAUACAUCCAUACAACCAUCUUACAUCUUAUGAAAGAAAGUUUAAGAGCCUAUGUAAGAUACAGAGUCAAGACUUAGAUGAGUAAACACUGACUCCCAUUUGUCAAACCCCAUCAUAUUUGUAUACUGUUCAAGAUAGACCCUAAAGAAUUGAUAAUGUAAAUAUUAAUUAUUGAAAAUUGAAAAAAAAACAUUUUACCCAUAACUUUUGAUCAUAAAGUUAAUUUCUCGUUACCCUUUUAAACUCUCUAAAUUUAUGUCUAUUGUCGCUUUAGGUACAAUUAAUAUACAAACAAGUUCUUGAAAUAAAUACUUUUAAAAUUUUUACUAAGCUGAAAUUACACAGAUUAGGAAGUUUGACUAGGAUAUAUUAUUAUGAACUUGGCCUGGCUGCUAUCCGUCUUAACCCUGCCUUAGACAAUAACAUCUGUGUGUCUUGACUCUGAUGUAUUUAUGUUAUUUUUUCACACAUAUUAGGAGAAAGUAUAUUUAAUAAAUAUUGU